AUGAACUAAUACAAGUUAAUUAAGCUGAAGGGUGAAGGAACAUUUUCCGAAGUCUGGAUGGCUGAGUCUUUGCGAACAGGAAAGUUAGUCGCAAUUAAGUGUAUGAAAAAUGUAUUUGCAAAUGAGGAAUAAGUCAAUAAUUUAAGAGAAAUCUAGGCUUUAAGAAGGUUAUCACCUCAUGAGCACAUAAUUACUUUACAUGAAAUCCUAUAUGAUAAGCCAACUGGCAGAUUAGUUUUAGUUUUCGAAUUGAUGGAUUGCAAUUUGUACGAGCAUAUUAAAGGCAGAAAUAAAUACUUGAAUCCAAAUAAAGUCAAAAAUUACAUAUUUUAGCUUUUGAAGGCUAUCGAAUUCAUGCACCGCAACAAUAUCUUUCACAGGGAUAUCAAACCCGAAAACAUUUUGUUGCUAGGCGAACACAUUAAGCUAGCAGAUUUUGGUAGCUGUAAGAGAAUCAACUCAGAGCAUCCUUACACUGAAUACAUCUCCACACGUUGGUACAGAGCGCCAGAGUGCUUGCUAACUGAUGGUUAUUAUGAUUAUAAAAUGGACUUAUGGGGAGUUGGGUGUGUUAUGUUUGAAAUUAUUGGUUUACAUCCUCUGUUCCCUGGAAACAACGAAUUAGAUUAGGUUCAUAAAAUCCAUAAUAUUCUGGGAACUCCUCCUAAAGAAAUUUUAGAUAGAUUUAAAAAGCAUGCAACUCAUAUGGAAUUUGAUUUCUAACCAUAGCAUGGUACAGGAAUCGAUAAACUUUUAGUAAAUGCAAAUGCCUCUCCAGAAUGCAUAGAUUUAAUUAAAAAACUGUUAAUCUAUGACCCAGAUUAAAGAAUAAACGCAAACUAAGCAAUAAACCAUGAAUACUUCAGAGAUUUAGUAGAAUAUGAAUAAUAUAAAGUUUUAUAAUCAAAUUUAAAAACUGAGAGUAUUCUAAAAAAAAAUAGUAUAAAGCCCAGUUAUGAUGAUAAAUCAUCUAGAGUUGGUAAUGACAGUUUGAUAGAAGAUGAUAGAAGCUCUAAAAGGAUGUACAGCUAUAAAUAAUAGCCAUCUAAAAAAUCUUAAAGCAUUCCUCCUCCUAAUAAAUAAAAAAAAGUUGAGAAUCCAUUUAAAAGUUCUUAUGCACAUGAUAUUUCUACAGAAGAAGAAACUAUUAAGGUAUUUUUUAUAUUUACUAAACAAUGUAAAUAUUUUUAUUUUAAUUAUCAUUACCAAUAAGUUUGCACUUCCACAUAUAAAUAAACCUAUAACUUAUGCAUAAACAUUGAAAAAGACUUAUGA
Tetrahymena thermophila SB210 is the source of this 1275-nucleotide messenger RNA. Its product is annotated as cyclin-dependent kinase-like Serine/Threonine kinase family protein. Gene Ontology annotation, cellular component: cytoplasm; nucleus. The transcript is spliced from 11 exons. Gene Ontology annotation, molecular function: protein serine/threonine kinase activity; ATP binding. NCBI's taxonomy places the organism in Eukaryota, Ciliophora, Oligohymenophorea, Hymenostomatida, Tetrahymenidae. Gene Ontology annotation, biological process: intracellular signal transduction; protein phosphorylation. The record is from RefSeq and is a predicted model, not a curated record.